Molecule: messenger RNA, 1524 nt
Organism: Penicillium subrubescens
Lineage: Eukaryota; Fungi; Ascomycota; Eurotiomycetes; Eurotiales; Aspergillaceae
Product: cytochrome P450
Exons: 3
Coding region: 1-1524 (507 amino acids)
Molecular function (GO): oxidoreductase activity, acting on paired donors, with incorporation or reduction of molecular oxygen; steroid hydroxylase activity; heme binding
Source: RefSeq, a predicted model, not a curated record
AUGAGUAGCAGUUUGACGAAGUAUAUCUGCGGUGUUCGCCAGAAUUAUCCUACAGACCCGCUGGUUACCAUUAUGCUUGCAGGACGACGCGCACACAUCAUCUUUGAUUCGAAACUCGUGAGCCAAGUCCAUCGACUGCCAAAAACGAUCACAUUCGAGCCUACAGGGAUCAACGUGGCAUUUGGAGUUCCACAUGAAGACAAUGAAAUCAUGAUGAGUAAGAUUUCUGACCGCGGCGAGGGCGAUUACAGUGGCUAUCAAGACCUGCACAACUCCCUCAUCGGGACCCUGGAGGGGGAGAACCUUGAGCGCAUGAUCCAGUUCUUCAUCACUCAGCUCAAUAAAAACCUUGACCGUGAAUUCGCGUCUGACUGCCAGCGGGCUCAUUCCGAGCCCGUAGAUCUCUGUGCAUUGGUGAAGAGGCACUACACCCUGGCAGCAAUUCCAUAUCUUUUCGGCACACGCAUCCUCGACAUGUGGCCGACCCUAAAUGAGGACUUCUGGCACUUUGACAGCCACCUGAUGGGGUUGACCCUACCACUACCUGCUUUUGCCAACCGAAAGGGCAACCACGCCCGACAAAAGAUGAUAGAUGGGAUACGCUGUUGGGAAGAUCGGGCGACGACCAACCGACCUCUGCCGCAGGUGGAGAAAACGGACCCGGACUGGGAUGAUUAUUGGGGUGAACGACUAACACGGGAGCGAUACCGGUUGCUUUUGGAACGUGGCUUGAGUGAAAGAGGACGAGCUGGAUUCCACUUGGGGUUGCUGUGGGCACAAAAUGCCAACACAGUUCCUAUCGGACUGUGGAUGCUUAUUCAAACCAUCCUAGACCCCGUCCUGCAUGGCAAAGUCCGUGGAGCUGCCGAGUCCUGCCGCAAGGCUGACGGGACAUUUGACCUGCAUGCGCUUGUUACGAAUCCCAUCCUCAAAUCGUUAUUUCUAGAGGCCCUCCGCUUUGGAGUGGCCGUUGCCCCUGUGCGCGCAGUCACCGAAUCCACCCUACUCGGUGGCCAGUACCAUCUUCAAAAAGGCGAUCUCGUCUUUCUUCCGGCGCGACCUGCCCAAACUGACGCCGGAAUAUGGUCCUCAUCUUUCAGUGGAAUGAAAGCUAUGGACUCGAGGUCCGAUCCACGACAUUUCUGGGCGGAGCGAUUCAUGGAAUAUGGAGAGAUAGGCGAGGAUCAGCCAAUAACUGCCGGUGUCAUGGAAAUGAAUUCUUCUCCACGGACGGUGGGUAGCCGUCGAGUUGAGGCCUUGUCUCUGCCCGCCGGAGUACGGUCCAAGCAGCUACGUAGUCAGCUCUCCCAUGUUCGCCCAUUUGGGGGUGGCCAUUGGCUCUGUCCCGGGCGUAAUUUGUCUAUGUAUGAGAUAAUUGCAGGUUUGGCAGUGCUCAUCUGUCGGUUUGACAUCCAGGCGGAGGAGGCCAUGCUACAGUCGCAGGGCCGACCUUGUCCCGAUUUCUCUCGGGUUGGUGGGAUGGACCCAGAUCGCCCGAUUAUCGUGAGGGUCCGGCCGAGAUGA